UCGUAAAUGUACACAUGUACAUACUUAUUUUAAGUAAUUUAAAGGAAACUUGCAUACACAAGUAGUUCCAUUGUACAUACGCUUGGUAUGCAAUUAGUAUUGUAACAAUGAAGUGCAUACCAUCAUUAAUACGUUCACAUACCGAACUUUAUUUUUGGUUGGGUGAUUGUCCAUUGCCAUGUCCAGCACUGCAGUGGUGUUAGGAGCACCGUCAAGUGAAGUACACAGAAAUUCCAAGAAUCAGGAAACUUUCACGCCGUCUAUUUCUGUCCGCGUCCUGCGUGGAAAAACCCUACACAGUUCUUUACAUGCGUAGUUUAAUACGCUAACGGACAAAGUGGGAGCCAGAUUUUUGUGAACUUAAAUAGUUUACAUUAACGGACGAAUUACUGGGAGCCAUAUUUUCUGAAAUUUUGUGAUCUUGUGCAAUUAAACUUUUUAUGCAGUUUACAAAAAAAAAUAAAUAGUUUAUUUAAUAUACUAAAGGACAAAGUGAGAGCCAGAUUAUGUGCAGUUUUAUGCUUAUUCACAAUUGAAUAGCUUUCUUAAUACAUAAACGGGUGAAUUGCUGAGUGCAAGAUUUUCUGCAAUUUUUUUGCAAUUUUUUGCAAUUAAAUUAUUUUACACAGUUUACAAAUAAGAUGUCCCCCAUAAAAACCUGCCUUCUCGCCCUCUUCUUCCUCUUCCUCUACCUCUCGAUAUCCAUCCCGCUCCGAACCUACAAAGCAAUCGUGACCUUUUUCCGCCUCUUAACCCGACGCCGGUUGGGAACCCAGUUAACCGCGUACGACGCCAUUUUCGCCGUGGACGAUGUCACCCAUCCGCACGGGGCGAACGUUACGCUGCUCUUUUUUGAGGGGGAGAUAACCCUUGAAAAAGUCGUGGCGAAGGUUGAAGAGCUUAUAAAAUUGGACAAUUUUUCGAAAUUAAGACAGAAAAUGGUGAAUUUUGGUGGAUAUUUUUACUGGAGUGAAGUGUCCAACGUCCGGGUGGAAGAUCAUGUCAGAAUGGGGGCAAGAUUUGACCCUUUGUUGGAGGAGGAGGAGCAUGAUGGGGUGCUAAAUAGAUUUUUGAGUGGAGAAAUGAUUGCCCCUUUUCGGGAAGGUUCACCCCUCUGGAAUGUGACGCUACUACCCGGGUAUAAAUGUGGCGGAUCGGUGCUUGUGAUCCGGAUUCAUCACACGUAUGCGGAUGGGUACUCGCAAAAUUAUUUGGUGGAUUGUCUACUGGGUGUGAGGAGUGGGUAUUUCGUCAAGCCGAAGAAGAACGAGGGGUGGAGAGAUAGUCUCUCCCUCCUCCUGAGGAGUACGAGGAUGAUGGCCACCCUCUAUCAAGAAGCGCUCGCUGCCCCCACGAAUAUAUACACCUGUCCGAAAAGGGCAACUUCCGGUGUCAUCGCCAUGGCAACGCUGCCCUUAUCCACGUAUAAGAUGAUCAGAAGGAAAACUGAUACACAUUUUGCUUCGAUCGGAAUGUCGUUGAUGAUCGGAGCGUUACGUCGCUUCCAUGCAGAAACCAUGACUCCCACCGAGCUUGAAUCUUAUCUACCUAAACUUGUCGGGAUAAUGCAUGCCCUCCCAAAACCGGGCCAUCCCCUCACAAAACUGGUUAAUCAUUGGGGCGUCGGACUUUUCAAAAUUCCCACCCUGGCUGACCCACUCGAGAGAUUAAUAAAAACGGAGGAACAUUUCAAGUCAUACACGGGUCAAGGAUAUGACGAGUUGCUCCACGUGCUCAUGCGUGUCCUGGGUUGGGCGCCGAACGUCGUGUUGAAAAAGUUCUUUGGUUUGAAUUUUGGAACCUCAAUGGGAUUCACGAGCGUUCCCGCGAUAAGUGAGCGGGUCAAAUUUGACGGUGUGACGGUACAAAGCAUGGGAAAAGUUUUCGGAUUACAGUGGAAACAGUCAGCUUUUGCCACCGCUGUGUAUACCCACGCCGACUUGGCGAGUAUUACCUUGUACGCUAAUCGAGACAUUGUCCCCGAUCAGGCGGGUAUGGAUCGGGUCGCUGGAUAUUUGCGCGAUGAAUUUAGUGAGCUGGCGAAACAGGUUGAUCACGCUUACAAGCGGGGGUUGAAAUUGGGAUAAGGUCACGUGGCAAUUUUUCGUCAUCCCCUCAUCGGUAAAUAUUGCAAUAUCUAGUUAGUUAUUUAUGCGUACGUAUUUGUAUGAUUAACCCGUAAAUUUACUAAUUUUUUUAGAAGUAAUAAUAAUCAUCGAAAUUUUGAUAGGUUUUUAUGUACUUUUGCUUAAACAAUUUUGUAUCGUCGUUUUGUAACUCGUAAUAUAUAUAUGUAUGUAGGUAUGCAUACAUACAUACGUACCUAACGAAAAUUGGUGCACCUGAAUUAAACUAAUGUUGUUAUAAAUAAUUACAAUUUUUUACUUGGCGUAAUAAAUGAUUUAAUCAGAUAAUCAAUUUAUAUUAUGUAAAUAUCGUUAUACACACAAUCAUAAUAUUAAAUGUCGGAAAAACUGACCACCAAUGACGUAAUGUUUUCAUCAUAAUGAAAUCAUUACAUGGUUUCCAUGCUGUGAACAUAAUUUAAAAAAGGAAAACCUCGCACCCUCUAUUUAUUCUUUGUAGAUAGCUGUAUAGAUGUACAAUUUAUUACCAUUAAGACAUUCCAAUUAUUUAUAAAACCAUUCCUUUCAUUUACUGAAUAAAUGCGACGCUGAAUUGAUUUGACGUAAAUA
Molecule: messenger RNA, 2696 nt
Organism: Folsomia candida
Lineage: Eukaryota; Metazoa; Arthropoda; Collembola; Entomobryomorpha; Isotomidae
Exons: 4
Coding region: 642-2087 (481 amino acids)
Biological process (GO): triglyceride biosynthetic process
Cellular component (GO): plasma membrane
Molecular function (GO): long-chain-alcohol O-fatty-acyltransferase activity; diacylglycerol O-acyltransferase activity
Source: RefSeq, a predicted model, not a curated record